Molecule: messenger RNA, 4419 nt
Organism: Cladocopium goreaui
Lineage: Eukaryota; Dinophyceae; Suessiales; Symbiodiniaceae
Source: the annotation of a GenBank genome assembly
AUGGAAGCCCCUGUUGGACUUGGACUUUUGGACUUGGUGACCCUGGAGCAAGAUGUGGAGCCAUACAUCAUGGACUGGCCAGUCUUGGCCACAGAAGAGGAUGGCGAGCCGGAAGUAGCCGCACUUGUGGUCGCAAAAAGAGAUGGUGGCUUUCUAGCAGCUGUUCCAGUCGGCUUCAUACCCGAAGAGGUUUUGGCAGCCGGCAAUGCAGAAAGCCCCAUUGGACUUGUGGGCCCAUCGACAGUGCUUCAGAUCCCCGGGGUGAUCAUCGAAGAUGGGCGUUUGGCCCCAACUGGGACCCUCCUGACGGUCGUUGUAGUCGAUCUGGGAGAGGACGCAGUUGCUCAGAUGAGGCGGCCAGAAGCCUUGGAAGUUUAUCCCUACAGCUUCGAUGCCGAUCAGCCUUUUGCAAUCCCCUCCCCUCAAGAACUAUUAGCUGCUGCUCGGGCGUGGGUAGCGGCAGAUGCAGAGAGUUCAGUGCAGCUCUACUUCUCAGCCGAGGGCGAGGCGGAGGAUCUUGCCGAUGGAACCCCAGAAGGAGAUCAAGAUGGACGGCCGUCAACACCCCGCCCGAAAAGAGGGGCGCGUCCUCCGCCUGGGCGAGAGAAGCCUUCCGGAGGAGGAAAGCGGCACACUGUGGCCUCUCUUGCCGCUUCAGUGGAGGAGCUCCUCAAGAUGAAUGCCGGCCUGGCUCAGACAGUGCAGACCAUUGCAGGGCGUCAGCAAGAAUUAGAGAGGAGGUCAGUUCAGCAGUUGCCUCAGAACCAGACCCCUCACACCGUCUUGCGCCAGCCUUUAUCAACUUCAGCUGCAGUGCCACAUGCCCCCCUGGGUGCCCUGAUGAAACAGCUUGGGACUCCACCUCGAACUCAAGCACCUACAGCCUCGGGACUGUUGUCAUCUCCGCAGUUUCAACCAGCAGACCUUCUCGAGCUCGAGGACGAGAAGAAGCCCAAAGACCAAGGUACCUCCUCCGACCCUUUGGCCCAGGCGGUACUUGCCCAGUCUCAGGCGCUGACGGCACUUGUGAGCCAGAUAGCCCAGCAAGGAGGCGAUCCAAUGUUGGAGCUGAACAGUGUUGGAGCAACAGCAGGAACACGUGGAGCUCAAGGCCGCGCCCGACUUCAGCAGGAGCUGGCUGCGCAGAAAGGCUCCUUCUUCCAGUCGGUCUUGGCGUCGAUGGCUCGGCGUAUGCAGCCGACAGCUUCGGCCGAGGGCUCACCUCAGGAGCUUCUAGACCGUGGAGUGUGUGGCACCAGGUAUUUAGAACGCUUUGGAGGCUUUGCCAAGGUCAGGGAAUUGGGAUGCCUGCAACAACAAGUGAUGUCCAUUAUGGAUUGCCUCCAGGCCUCGAACCUGCAAGCGGCCCGGGACCAGACGGCUUUGUUGGCGGUCACACUGGAUCAGGCGGCUUUGGAUCAGGGCCGUUUCGAGCUGGCAAACCUAUUGUGCUUGCAGGAGGAGCCUCCGUCGACGAUCUUCACGAGCCGUCAGACAAACGUGCUGAAUCGUCCACGGGCCUUCUCGCCUUUAGCGGAUCAACGAUGGGUGACGGUGGCUCUGGCGUAUAUAAAAGAAUUGGACGUGAUCACUUCGAAGAGGCUGGAACUUACAAACCAGUCUCGGCCAGGGACAUUCUCAGCCGCCUCCACUGGAAGCGACAGCACCCCAGCACCGAGUGCCAAAGCAAAGCAGCAGCCAAAGAAGAAGGGAAAGGGAGGCGGGUCACGCACAAAGCUUGCCUUCUGCCUCGCCCGUUCCUUUGCUGCCAAGUGUCGUUCUCCUCUGACGACUUCCACAGUCUUCCCUCUGCCCCUUCCGUCUUUGGACUGUUUUGGUGGUAGUGGCCCAAAUCUCUCCAAACGUCGCUUGUGGUCCCUUGCCAAAACUCGUCUGCUCAACGUCUGGGUUCUGGUUUUGGACUUUCUUUACCUUGGCCGUUGGCCCACCUUGGAAGAGAUGCGGAGGUCCCCCUCUGCCGUGCAGCUUGAUGUCUUUGCUCGGCUUCGGACUAUGUUGACUGUGUGUGGUGAUGCCCAGGACAGCUUCCCUCUGUGCCCCGGCAGAACCGGCCCUGAGCUUGGUGCUCAACUGUUUCAGCUUGAAGCUUUUUGUGAUCGUUGCCCUGACCUGCAUGAUGGUUAUCUUGCCUGUGACAGCCAGCGACAACCUGAAAGGAAAGCCUGUCCCGAAGACCUGUCUUGUAGCCGAUGGGAUGCUUUGGUCAUUGAUGACUAUUUUUGCCUAGGCUCAGAGCGCCUGAAUGCACCCGCCAGUAGCAGUUUUGCAUCCGAGAGUCUCCAGCGUGCCCACCAAGCUUACGAGUCCGACCAACUCCUAGGUUCCCCUGAGAAAGACAUUUGGUCCGAAACUUGCCUAAAAGCCGCUGGAGCUGAGAUCAGGUCAAAUCAGAAGAAUGUGCGCCUUGGAUUCGUGCCUGUCUCAUCCCCCCUGGCGAAGCGCUUGGCUCUGUCUGUCCUGUCAAUACGUGCAGCUGCCCUACCUGGACUUUCUUCCGGUGUGUGUGCACGUCUGGCAGGAAACUGGGUUUCGGUCCUGCAGUUUCGGAAGUGUUGGUCCUCUGUGAUUGACGGUCUCUUUCAGCUUGCGUCCAAGUGCCUCAGUGACCCUCAGCAGAUGUUCUGUCUUUCCAGGUCAGUUGCUCAAGAACUUAUCAUGCUUGCCGCCGUUGCCCCUCUGAUCACCAGCAACAUAGCCGUUGAUUACCUUGGAUCAAUCUUUGCGACUGAUGCCUCCAAUCGGAAGGGUGCAAUUGUGCGAGCUGAAAUCCCGCAGGAUACCCAAGAGGCGCUGUGGUUGGACGCUGACCGGAAAGGAUGCUAUACACAGCUUGAUCACCCUUUCCGAGCCCUGCUGCGUCAGAUCGGUGAGUUCGACGCAGAUGAAAGCCUCACUUCUGAUGCCUAUCAUGAGGGCCCCGUGAAGUCUCCUUUGCUGUACUUUGACUUUGUGGAGAUUUGCGGAGGAGCUGGAAAGGUUGCGGCUGCCUUGGCUGAUAUGGGUUUUGUCUGUGCCCCCAAUCUUGACCUUUCAGAAUCAUGUCAUUACGAUUUGGCUUCGUUGCGGUUUCUGGAAUGGAUCAUCUACAUGAUUGAGGAGAACAGGUUUAAGGCAUUCCUCAUUGAACCACCUUGCACCAGCUUCAGCCCUGCUGCUCACCCUGCCGUCAGGUCCUACCGUGAGCCUCUUGGAUUUGAUCGGCUCAACCCAAAGACUUUGCAUGGGAAUGUCUUGGCUUUCCGGUCGUUGGUUCUCUUGCGUGUUGGUCGUCGGCACCGUCGCCCUUGUGGACUUGAACAGAGCCGAUUGAGCAAGAUGGCCUGGCUUAGCACUUGGAUCAGCCUUCGCAGUCAAGGGUUCAGUGAAGCUGUGAUUGCAUCUUGCCGGUUUCAGUCGAUACAUCGGAAGGAGUUCAGGUUCCUGUGCUACUUGCUGGACACGGAGUUCCUUGACUGCAGAUGCUUGGGAGGUCACUCGCAUGUCAAGGUUGAAGGAGCAUACACAAAACCUUCAGCCGUUUACACUGAUGCUUUGGCCUUGCAUAUAGCCUCCGCCUUCCGACAAGCCCUGCGCCGCUUGACCGCAGAAGACCUUCUCAUGCCAGAUGUCAGCGGCCAUGAAACAGUUCUUUCGAAUGACCUGAUGCUGUCGUCCAAGUGGGAAGUCGUCCGGGCCUGGUUUUGGAAACAUCAGGGGCACAUCAAUGUCUUGGAAUUGUCCUCAUCCGUCUCCAAUCUUGUCUCUGUUAGUAAGUCCCAGUCGUCCGUGCGGUUUUGCAGCCUUGUGGACUCAGCUGUUUGCAAAGGUGCCCUCAGCAAAGGAAGGUCCUCCUCUAGGGCUCUUCAACCUCUGUUGAAGCGCUCCUGUGCUGUCUGUGUUGCCCGUGACCUUUACCCGGGUUGGAUCUACACUCCCACUCGCCUCAACUGCGCUGAUGACCCAACCCGUGACCAGAUCCUCAGGUCUCCUCUUGGUCAUUCUUUGUCAAGAUCUGGAGUUCCCCUUGGCUUGCUGCGCCUUCUCAACCUGUCCGGUUUUCGCCGCUUUGCUUCAAAUUGGGUUCGACUUGUCCUGUUCUUGAUUUUCUCGCCUGUCGGAGCACGAGCGGUGACCCGCGCUGGUAACCAUUUGGUCUGCACGAGGGCCGUGCGACAACAGACGAUUGAGAAGCGCAAGGUUUAUCUGGACGGUUUUCGAUCUUGGCUGAUCAGGGAGAAAGGGGUUUCGUUCAAGCAGCUGAUUGAGUUGAAGCCGCCCGACCCCGAGCGCAUCACUGAUUUGCUCAUCGACUACGGCCGUGAGCUCUAUGCAGCAGGUGAUCUUGAGCAGAACGCCGAAAGGAAUGGGGAUGACGGUGUUUUCUCUGCUUCAGCCAACAAUUACCGUGCUGAAGCAUGA